Vicia villosa (hairy vetch) is the source of this 2101-nucleotide messenger RNA. RefSeq lists its product as uncharacterized. The transcript is spliced from 5 exons. The record is from RefSeq and is a predicted model, not a curated record. The coding region runs from base 532 to 1875 and encodes 447 amino acids. Gene Ontology annotation, biological process: lipid catabolic process. Lineage: Eukaryota; Viridiplantae; Streptophyta; Magnoliopsida; Fabales; Fabaceae.
AAUUUCUCAAUUUUAGAUUUACAUCUUCCAUUGACCUCUCCUUCAAGCUCAAUGUGGAUGUACCUCCAUUACACUAGAUCUCUCACCAGCUCGUCAACGGUUCAUGUGUGAGAAAAACCCAAAAGUUUGAUCCUUUGGUUUUCUGGGCACUACUUUGAGAAUAACCCACGUUUCUCCAAUUUCGAAUUUCUGAUCAAAGCCUCCGUUUUUGGAUGAAAUUAUCAAGUUUGAUUCCUUGAGUUUCUGGGUUUGCCUGUAAGCCAUCUCUGUUUCCUAUUUUGAUAUUCAUCAAAUUCAUAUUAGACCCUUUUUUGUAUUAUUUCCGAUUGUAUAAUCUCUAUAGUCCCUUAUUCAUGUACUUUGCUUGUUUUUGUUUCGAGUGUGGAAUAAAUCAACUUCUACAGUAGUUAUCACAAAGAAGUUAAGAAUAGUAGUACUAUUGAGAGAUUUUCCAAGUUCAGGAUAUUUGCCAUUUGGUGUAAAACCAAUUUGAUUUUAGAAAGUACUGAGUAUGCUUAGGUUGUUGACACAAUGUCAAUUCUCUGUGGCUUGCCUCUUGUUGAAUGUGUGUAUUGUAUAGCUUGUGUUCGUUGGGCUUGGAAGAGAUGUCUUCAUACUGCAGGCCAUGACAGUCAAACUUGGGGGGUUGCUACAACAGAAGAAUUUGAGCCUGUUCCGCGUCUUUGUCGAUAUAUUUUAUCUGUGUAUGAAGAAGAUCUUCGAAGCCCUCUUUGGGCACCUCCUGGUGGUUAUGGAAUUAACCCGGAUUGGUUAUUACUUAGAAAGACGUAUAAAGAUACACACGGGAGGGCUCCGCCGUAUAUUCUGUAUCUUGAUCAUGAUCAUGGGGAUAUAGUUCUUGCUAUAAGGGGACUGAAUUUGGCGAAGGAGGGUGAUUAUGCUGUUCUGUUGGAUAAUAAAUUGGGGAAGAGAAAGUUUGAUGGGGGAUAUGUUCAUAAUGGACUGUUGAAAGCUGCUGGGACGGUUUUGGAUGCUGAGUGUGAUAUUUUGAGGGAUUUGGUAGAGAAGUAUCCGAAUUAUACUCUUACUUUUGCUGGACAUUCGCUUGGAUCGGGAGUAGCUGCAAUGUUGAGCAUGGUGGUUGUGCAGAAUCGGGAUAGACUUGGAAACAUUGAGAGGAAGAGAGUUAGGUGUUAUGCUAUUGCUCCUGCUAGGUGUAUGUCGCUUAAUUUGGCAGUCAGAUAUGCGGAUAUCAUAAACUCUGUUGUGCUUCAGGAUGACUUCUUACCACGGACAGCCACCCCAUUGGAAGAUAUAUUCAAAUCUCUGUUAUGUUUGCCGUGCUUGUUGUGCUUGAAGUGCUUGAGGGAUACAUGUAUAUCGGAGGAGAAGAUGCUGAAAGAUCCAAGGAGACUAUAUGCACCUGGUCGCCUUUACCACAUUGUUGAGAGAAAGCCUUUCAGAUGCGGAAGGUUUCCUCCAGUUGUGAAAACGGCAGUGCCAGUAGAUGGAAGGUUUGAGCAUAUAGUUCUUUCUUGCAACGCUACAUCAGAUCAUGCCAUUAUUUGGAUAGAGAAAGAGGCUCAAAGGGCUUUAAAUUUGAUGCUGGAGAAAGAUAAUACCAUGAAAGUACCUGCGAAGCAAAUCAUGGAGCGCCAGGAAACAAUGGACAGACACAACCAAGAGUACACAGCAGCAUUACAAAGGGCGAAAACGUUACAUGUUCCACACGCUUUUAAUCCACCAUCACAAUACGGAACUUUUGAUGAUGAGGGAGAGGAGAGUUCGAGAAAGUCAGAAGCCGAGUUUUCUGUUAGUUCAACCAAUAAGAGUAGGGCAGACGAAAGCUGGGAUGCAUUGAUUGAGCGUCUUUUUGAUAAGGAUGAACAUGGAAAAAUGGUGUUCAAGAGAUGAAUGAUGAUAGUGUAAUUUAUAUGUAUUAAAUAUGAAUUAUAAUUAUUGUCAUGAACUAAAAUUCAUUCAUUCUUUUGUGAUUUUUGGUAGAUAUAAGAGGAAAUAACAUAGACGGAAGAUUGGUGAGUUUUGUACUGUAGAAAUUGUUGGGAAUCACUUCUCUUAUGCUUCAUAUAUGUAAGGAUACUCUUGAAGUAAAUGUGCGUGAAUGCACUUUCUCUGUUCA